AUGUCAACAGAUAGUCACAUGACCAGGAAAACACCUGCCAGCUACUCCGACGGGGUAUACAUGAUGUCCGGUCAAGACCGACCAAGCCCUAGAAAAUUAAGCUCGUUGUUCAUGAAAGGAUCAGAAGGUCUGUCGUCACUAAAGAACAGGACUGCGAUCUUAGCGUUUUUCGGUCAAGUCGUGAGUUCCGAAAUCGUAAUGGGCAGCGAAAGUGGUUGUCCGAUAGAAGUGCAUCCAAUUGAAAUCGAAAAGUGUGACGAGAUGUACGACCACGAGUGCGAAGGCGGUAAAUCGAUACCUUUCCACAGAGCGGGUUAUGACCGGAACACCGGUCAAAGUCCAAACACGCCGAGACAACAGAUAAACCGGGUCACCAGCUGGAUCGAUGGAAGUUUUAUCUAUAGUACUAGUGAAGCGUGGAUAAACGCCAUGAGGUCUUUUAAAAACGGUACGCUUCUCAGCGAACCCACUAAUGGAUUUCCGGUGAGGAACACGAUGCGUGUUCCUUUAUUUAAUAAUCCUGUACCCAAUAUUCUGCGGACGCUUAGUCCCGAGAGACUUUUCCUAUUGGGAGAUCCCAGGAGUAAUCAAAACCCAGCUUUGUUGUCGUUUGGGAUAUUGCUGUUCAAAUGGCACAACGUGCUAGCCGAUAGAGUGCAGCUAGAACACCCGGACUGGUCCGACGAAGAAGUAUUUCAGAGAGCUAGGCGGUUCGUGGUGGCCACUUUGCAGAACAUCAUUGCUUAUGAAUACAUUCCUGCGUUCUUGGGGACAGAACUACCAGAGUACACGGGCUACAAGCUGGACGUACACCCCGGUGUCAGUCACGUGUUCCAAUCGUCAGCCUUCCGGUUCGGGCACACGAUGAUUCCACCUGGCAUAUAUCGGAGAGACGGAAAAUGCAAUUAUCGGAAAACAGCCAUGGGGAAUCCGGCUCUGAGACUGUGCGCUUAUUGGUGGGAUUCCAGUGAUGUGAUGUCUGACAGUAGCGUUGAAGAGUUCAUGUUGGGCAUGGCUUCGCAGCUGGCUGAACGGGAAGACGCGGUACUCUGUUCGGACGUCCGUGAUAAGCUAUUUGGGCCCAAUGAAUUUUCCCGGAGGGAUCUGGGAGCACUCAACAUAAUGCGAGGCCGGGACAACGGGCUAGCAGAUUACAAUACGAUCAGAACGUAUUUCGAACUACCCCGAGUCGAAAAGUUCGAAGACAUCAACGAGGAGCUGUUCCGGGGCCAUCCCGAUUUGGCAGAUAAAUUGCUAAAAGCUUACGGUAGCGUAGACAAUGUGGAUUUAUACAUCGGGGGCAUGUUAGAGUCGAAAGACGGUCCCGGUGAAUUGUUCACUGCAAUAAUUUUAGACCAGUUUGUCCGAAUCAGAGAAGCCGAUAGAUUCUGGUUUGAGAAUGAUAAAAACGAUAUGUUCACGGACGAGGAGCUUGAAUGGGUACGUUCGGUGACUCUGUGGGACGUAAUAGUAAACAGCACUGAUAUAGAACCGGACACGAUACAACGGGAAGUCUUCUUCUGGAACGAAGGAGAUCCGUGUCCGCAGCCAGGUCAAAUAGAACCAUCCACAUUAGAACCAUGUUCGUAUCUAAAAGGAUUUGAUUAUUUCGAGGGAAACGAAUUGGCGUACAUUUACGUUUGUAUAUUUUUGGGAGUCGUUCCACUCAUUUGCGCUGGGGCAGGAUACGGUGUCGUAAAACUCCAGAACAAACGCAAAAGACAUUUGAGGAUGAAACAAGAAGAAAUGAAAUCGGGAAAUAAAUCGAACGGCAUAAUAGUCGAGAAGAUGUCAGUGAGAGAAUGGCUGCAUGCGAACCACAGAAGGUUGGUGAAGGUGCGGUUCGGCCCGCAAGCCGAAAUGCACACAGUAGACCGAAAGGGAGAGAAACUGAGAUCCGUGAAUUUCGCCAAAUGUGACACGAUAACCGUCGAAGAAUCACAGGUGGACAGUAGCAAAAAAAAACGUCCAUUGGUCUUGAUUAGAGUUCCAAAAGAUCACGAUCUGGUGCUUGAGUUUGACUCUGUCGGCGAGAGGCGGAAGUUCAUCAACAAGUUCGAAGCAUUUUUGAAUUCGCACAAAAAACACUUAGUCACUCUACAGGCACCCAGAGACUUCCUGUUAGCCCAAGCCGAAACUCGAGAGAGGAGACAAAAAAGACUAGAACACUUUUUCAGGGAAGCAUACGCGCUCACGUUUGGACUUCGACCAGGUGACCGAAGAAGAGGUGACGAAGAUGGAGAUGUGGUCAUGAGAACUUCAUUAUCAAAAGCAGAGUUCGCGUCUGCAUUGGGUAUGAAAGCUGAUGCAGUAUUCGUCAGAAUGAUGUUCAACAUCGUAGAUAAAGACAGCGACGGAAGAAUAUCGUUCCAGGAAUUCUUGGACACAGUUGUUCUUUUUUCACGAGGUAAAACUGAAGACAAACUUCGAAUCAUAUUCGAUAUGUGCGACAAUGAUCGGAAUGGAGUCAUUGACAAAGGCGAAUUCUCCGAAAUGUUAAGAUCCCUGGUUGAAAUCGCCCGGACCACUAGCUUAUCGGAUGCUCACGUCACCGAACUAAUUGAUGGAAUGUUCCAAAACGUGGGAUUAUCUAAUAAAGAUUUCAUGACGUAUGCAGACUUUAAACUCAUGAUGAAAGAAUACAAAGGUGAUUUUGUCGCAAUUGGAUUGGAUUGCAAAGGUGCAAAACAAAAUUUCUUAGACACGUCGACCAAUGUAGCACGAAUGACCAGUUUUCACGUCGAUCCAUCUCUCCACGACGAUAAAGGGAAAAUCAAGAGUCGUAUUGAUUGCAUUGUUACAUACUUGGAAGAAAACAGACAAAACAUAUUUUAUCUGUUCGUCUUCUAUGUCAUCACAAUUGCAUUGUUUGUUCACCAAUUUAUAUAUUAUUCGUUUUGGCCGAACACACCGAUCUUCGUCACAUAA
This is a messenger RNA of Macrosiphum euphorbiae (potato aphid), 2928 nucleotides long. The record is from the annotation of a GenBank genome assembly. Lineage: Eukaryota; Metazoa; Arthropoda; Insecta; Hemiptera; Aphididae.